CUCACGAUGACGUCACUGACGUGCCUGGCGGGUCUCGUCCUGCUCAUGACGGUCGGCUCCAGCGCCACCGUCCGGAACUAUUUCAUCGCUGCCAGAGACGUGAUCUGGGACUACGCCCCGGGUGGCAAGAACCUUAUAGACCCCAACGAUCAGGCUACCGCGGACAGAUACCUACGGAGCGGCCGUGACCGUAUCGGCCGUUUGUACCACAAGACGAUCUACUACGAGUACACGGACAACACGUACACCACAGAGGUCAUCAAGCCGCCGUACCAAGGGCUGCUGGGUCCCACCAUCCGGGCUGAGGUGGGCGACAUCAUCAACCUCCACUUCUACAACAACGCUUCCAGGAACUUCUCCACCCAUCCCCACGGCUUGUUCUACUUAAAGGGGAGUGAAGGAGCUUUGUACCUGGAUGAAACCAGUGGCAUUUUGAAAGCAGACGACCACGUCAUGCCUGGUCAGCGCAUCCUCCAAAAGUGGGUCAUCACUGAAAACGACGCCCCGACCCCCGAGGACCCCAACUGUAUCCCCUUCGUGUACCACUCCCACAUUUUCUCCAAGAACGACAUCCCUACUGGUCUAUUUGGUGUUAUCGCUGUCUGCAAGAAAGGCGUGCUGGACAGCUCCAACCGUCGAACUGACGUGGACAUCGACAUCCCUCUUGUCGUCAUGAACUGGGACGAGAACCUCAGCAACUACAUCCUGGAGAACAUUGACCUCUACUGCGGCGACCCUGACCUCUGCCGUUACCUUCUGAAGGUCAACGACCCAGAUUUUAUUGAGAGUAAUUUGAUGAAGUCAAUAAACGGCCGGGGAUUUGGUACCUUGAACGGACUAGAUUUUUGUGUUGGGGACAAAAUAGCUUUUUACGUCGUUGGGUUCGGUAACGAGAAGGACGUCCACUCAAUGUAUUUCCAUGGUCAGAACCUCAAGUUUGAGGGCAAGAGGGGCGACACCGUCUCUGUGUACAGCGCCACCUUUGUAGCCGCUGAGACAACCCCGACCAACCCAGGAAAAUGGUUGCUGGUCGACUUUGUGGACGACCACCAAAAAGAGGGCAUUGCUGCCUUCUACAACGUGAAGAACUGCCCCAACAAAAACUACAAGAGCUACCCCAGCUACACAGGUAAAACCAGGGAAUUUUUCCUGCAGACCGAAGAAAAAGUCUGGAACUACGGACCGACAGGUUAUGAUACCAGAACAGGCUUACCUCUGCUUGACAGGUCAAGUUCCUCCUUCAUGUUCUUUGUCCGUAACGCCACCCGCUUUGGUGGGGUGUACAAGAAGGCCCAGUUCGUCCAGUACACUGACUCCUACUUCAAGACCAGAGUCACACGCUCAGCCAAGGAGUCAUACCUGGGCGUCAUGGGGCCAGUCCUCAGGGUGGAGGUCGGGGACAGGCUGGUCGUCACCUUGAAAAAUUACAUCCCCUACCCGGUUUCGUUCCUGCCUCACGGCAUGAGAUAUGACAUCUCCGAGGAAUCAAAGGACGGCCCAGGUGUACCAGGUGGUAAAGUCGGCUACAACCAGGUCCACACCUACACCUUCGACGUGCCCUCCAACCUGCUGGAAGGUUACAAACAGUCCUGUAUCAGCUUCCUGUACACCUCAUCUCAUGACGUCAUCAGUGACCACAACACCGGCCUAGUUGGACCACUCCUGGUGUGCCAGAAAGGUUACCUGGACAAACAGUACAAGUCAUCGGAGUACUUUGUUCUUCUUGCCACCUUUGAUGAAAACAAAUCCCUGUACAAACUGCCCAGACCUGACCCCUAUGACAAGAUCGCCUAUAUGUUGUCUAACAUGCGAGCCACUGUCAACGGCUACUCCUACGGCAACAUGCCAGAGGUCAAAGUGUGUGUCGGCGAUGACGUCAAUUGGUACGUCAUGAACCUCGGAUCCUUCCUUGACGUCAACACCAUCGUCUUCGACGGCAACACUUUUGAGGAGGAGGGAACAAACAGAGAUUCUAAAGGUCUCAUUCCAGGAGCUACUGCUUCACUCUACAUGAAGCCCGACAACCCAGGUAGAUGGAUGUUGUACUCCCAGUCAACAACCGCACGAGACAACGGCAUGUACGCCUUCUACACCGUGUCAGACUGCAACGGAAAACUGGCCAAAUAUCCGGCUCCGUACGGAAAAGUCCGGGAGUACUACAUCGCCGCUGAGGAAGUGUACUGGGAUUUCGCCCCCCUGACCAGAAGUCCGAUAGAUGGCGCUGACCUUAAUGACCCCAGCACCGAGGGUCACAUCUUCGUCUUCCACAACAACUACUUCAUCGGUCACGUGUACAAAAAGGCCGUGUUCAGAGAGUACACGGACAAGACGUUCAAGGUCAAGAAACCUGGCAAGUUCGACAUCCUCGGACCCGCCCUGAAGGCCGAGGUCGGUGACGUCAUCAAGAUCACCUUCUACAACAAGGCCAGCAGACGAUACUCUAUCCACAGCCACGGUGUCAUGACCAGCGAACAAGGAAACGGCGGUGACUACGGCUCCUCCGUGAGUGCCGGCCCAGGUGAGACCGUCACCUACACCUGGAUGAUCCCAGCGAGGUCAGGUCCCGGCCCCAACGACCCCAACUGUAUCCCGUGGGUCUAUUACUCCGGCGUGGACACCGUCAGGGACGCUAACUCUGGUCUGGUAGGAUCACUCGUUGUUUGCAGGUCUGGUAUCCUAGACCAGUACUCCGUGAGAAAGGACGUCAACACUGAGCUGUACGUCUACAUGUCUAUCAUCAAUGAGAACCUCAGUUGGUACCUGGAUGAGAACGUUCGUCUGUACGCUCCAGGCAGAGUUGGCACCAACUACCUCGCCGACCCACGGUUUGUUGAGAGUAACCUGAUGCACUCCAUCAACGGUCGUUCAUUCGGGAACACCAACGAUUUGAUCAUAAACUACGGUGACAAGGCUGUGUUUUACAUGAUAUCGCUCGGUGGUGAGGUUGACCUGCACACCAUGCACACCCACGGACACACCUUCAUCCACACCAGUGAGAAACACCGAGAUGACGUGGCCCAAAUCUUCCCCGGCAUGGCCGAGUCUGUCGAGGUCAUCGCCGACAACCCCGGCCAUUGGCUGAUUCACUGUCACGUGAUGGAUCACAUGGCUGCCGGCAUGGAGACCCCGUACACCGUCCUCCCCCCUAAAGGUCAAAGCAUGUACGGCUCAUCUUCAUCUUAUACUUCAAAUUCACUUUAUGGGGCUUCAUACGGGCCAUCAGGUUCUAGCUAUGGCCAAUCUGGUUCUAAUUAUGGCCAAUCUGGUUCUAAUUAUGGCCAGUCUGGUUCUAAUUAUGGCCAAUCUGGUUCUAACUAUGGCCCAUCCGGUUCCAACUAUGGCCAAUCAGCCUCUAUCUAUGCCCAAUCUGGUUCUAAUUAUAGCCAAUCCGGUUCUAAUUAUGGCCAAGCUUCAGCCCCUAGCUAUGCCUCAUCUUCUGGUUCUAGCUAUGGCCCAGCUUCAUCAAACUAUGGCCCAGCUUCAUCAAACUAUGGCCCAGCUUCAGCCCCCAGCUCCGGAGUGUCGUCAUCUUCCAACUACGGCUCCGCUUCCGGCUCCAACCACGAUUCUACUGGCUCUAACUCUGGCUCAGCGCCAACCUAUGGCACCGCAUCAGCAACUGGGUAUGCCACCGCCCCCGCCUCAAAUUCCGGAUCCGUUUCCGGCACCAGCUACACCCCAUCCAGCUCAUCUGCAGCCGCCAACAGCCCAUCCUACGGCUCACCAAGUGGUCCAGCCGCAACUUCAUACGGCUCUUCCGACACCUCCGGAAAAUAUUAA
This is a messenger RNA of Physella acuta, 3780 nucleotides long. Its product is annotated as hephaestin. NCBI's taxonomy places the organism in Eukaryota, Metazoa, Mollusca, Gastropoda, Physidae. The record is from RefSeq and is a predicted model, not a curated record. Gene Ontology annotation, biological process: iron ion transport. Gene Ontology annotation, cellular component: plasma membrane. Gene Ontology annotation, molecular function: oxidoreductase activity; copper ion binding.